Messenger RNA from Lottia gigantea (owl limpet), 171 nucleotides. RefSeq lists its product as hypothetical. The annotation marks the transcript as partial. The transcript has a single exon. Lineage: Eukaryota; Metazoa; Mollusca; Gastropoda; Lottiidae. The record is from RefSeq and is a predicted model, not a curated record.
GUUAAGUUACCAAAAAUUGAUUUGCCAACUUUUGAUGGAAAUGUGUUACAAUGGCAACCAUAUUACCAAUCUAUUGAGGUUUAUGUUAUCAAAAACCAAUCCUUGGCAGAUGUCCAAAAGUUAGAAUAUUUAAUGAGGUCAUUAAAGGGAAAGCAGCUGAAACUGUUUGAG